Molecule: messenger RNA, 2841 nt
Organism: Lichtheimia ornata
Lineage: Eukaryota; Fungi; Mucoromycota; Mucoromycetes; Mucorales; Lichtheimiaceae
Exons: 8
Coding region: 1-2841 (946 amino acids)
Biological process (GO): protein phosphorylation
Molecular function (GO): protein kinase activity; ATP binding
Source: RefSeq, a predicted model, not a curated record
AUGAUGCCACGAUCCACAUCUCGUAACCAAAAAGCCAAGCUCGCAGCAGAUUACAAUGAAUUGCUCAAGGAGUUAUCUUCAACUGAAAUGUCAUCUGUGGGUUAUUAUCGUUUAGGAGAAACCAUUGGCCAAGGAACUUUUGGCAAAGUCAAAUUAGGCACGCAUCAACUGACAGGCCAAAGGGUUGCCGUGAAAAAGAUCAGCAAGCAACAUGCUCCCAUGAUUGCCCGCGAGAUUCAUCAUCAUCGUCAACUUCGUCAUCCCAAUAUCGUCACCCUGUAUGAGAUCAUUGUUACCGAAUCAUCCAUCUAUGUCGUUUCAGAAUACUGCCCGAACGGUGAAUUGUUCGAUGCAUUAGCAACAUGCGGAAGAUGCCCAGAACACUAUGCCCGAAAAUGGUUCUCGCAACUUGCAAGUGCCAUCAAAUAUUGUCAUGAACAAGGCAUUGUCCAUAGAGAUUUGAAGCUGGAGAAUAUCCUUCUGGAUGAGAAUGACAAUGCCAAAUUAUGCGACUUUGGCUUUGCGAGGCAAACGGAUAAUCGACAACUCUUGGAAACCUUUUGUGGAAGCCUUGCUUAUUCCGCCCCAGAGGUCAUUGAAAGGAAAAAGUAUACAGGGCCUGAAACCGACAUUUGGUCGCUUGGUGUGAUUUUGUACACGCUAUUGGCCGGCGAAUUGCCUUUUGACGAUGAUUCUGAAAUUAUGACCCAACGCAAGAUUGUCAAGGGGGUAUAUGAGAUGCCAUUUUAUUUCUCUACUGGUUCAGCCGAUCUUAUCCGAUCCAUGCUUCAAAAAGAACCAUCACAGCGAAUUACAAUCGACCAGAUAUUGGCUCAUCCAUGGUUGCAGGAGGCGGCUACAAAUGGUUCAGAAGAUACCGAUGACUGGAUAACCAAUGCAUCCUUGACACGCAAUUCAAGCCAAUGCGACCUCGAUUCAGUGUUUUCAGGGAAACAUGCAGCAAUGGAUGAGGAUGAUGGUUGCACUGAUAUCUCCAGUUACGACAGCUAUUCGAGUCUUUGUGAAAAGUCAACCAUGCAUGUGGAUAAUCGCUUAUGCCCUCCUUCUGCACAAGAAUCAGCAACCGCGUCCAGGUUCUCCCCACAAGUUCGCCAUAGCCUGGGUAUGCUGCGACAUGAUGACAUGAAACGUAAUGCUGCUCCACGAUCACCACGAUUCUCUGCUCCCAGUACAAUGAAUAUCAAGUCGCCACUAUCACCACCAUCGUCACCUUUAGGCAACCGAUCAUCCAUGCCGAGCACUUUGCCGUCAAGUUUUAUCAACUCCCUUUGUGAUGUACCACGACAUGACGUACCUUCCAUGACUGCCAAUGAACAACAUUUGGCUGUGGCAUUGACGGCUGCAGGUGUGGAUAGCGAGACGAUUAAAGAGAUGCGAAAGGGCACAUGCGAUUCCUUGAAUGGCUUGUGGACAAUGCUGCUUGAGAAAUCUUCGGCAAAAUACGCAAAGGAAGGAUUUGCUACUGUUUUGCAACGUCAACAGCAACAAAAUACAUCACGAAUCCCUAUCCAAUUACCAACCAAGUACGCCACUAGCUGCAAUGCAAGCGAUGAUAGCAACCAAAAAACACCAUCCUCACGUAUUAAAAUUGAUGCUACGACACAAACAGCUGAUCACUAUCAUGCAUCAUCUACAACACCAUCACGUCAUUGUGUUGCUAUGCAACCAUCGCCUUCGCAACCGUCACCACAGCAACAACGUCGUACAAUGAGUCAUGUUCGAGGUGGAGGUACCAUGCCAAUCAACAACAAUCGUUCCCCACCAGAGAAACAGGCUGCUGGAUGGUUUAGUGCCACGGUCAAGGCAUUGUUUGUUGGUAGCAACAAUGAAUCUGAACGCCAUCAGCGUCGGGGAUCGAGAACUUUCAGGAACGUGGAUGCACCACCCUCCAGCAAUGGUAGUUCCAGAAAGCGGUAUUGGGAUGAUUCUGAGAACCAACAACAGCAUCAGCAGCCAUACAAUGGAAAGGAUGUUGUGGCUCAUCGCAACAUGAACCACAAAUACAGGCUACACAUGCUACAGUUUUCAGAUCCACCCGCUGGUGAACUAGAUCAGCUCAGCUACAGCAAUGAAAAAUCACGCCUUUUACGUCAACAGGAUCAUCGUAUUUCACAGCAGCCUCAUCAUCACGCUUCAAUGCAUCAUCAUCCUAGUCAACGACAACAACAGCAGCGGCCAUCUUCUCAUGAACCACUGAUUCCACCUAUAGCACGCACUAUCAUCAAGCCAGCCACUGAGAUCUUGCCUUUGAUGACCGAAGCUGAUUCUUCAACUUCAGUGACCAUGCGUAAAAAACGGUAUUCAACUACGCCUUAUCGUCCAUCGAUUAAUGAUCGUGCGUCUGAAGAGGAGGAAUUGGUAUGUGUGCCUCCUAUUGCAGCAUCGGCUUUAUCCACACCUCCUUCAUGUCAGCAGCAUGUUCAUCGUGAGGAAGAUAAACAACAACAAUCAGAUGUCAUAAACACCUCAUCUCAACAACAACAACAACGCCCCCCACAAAUCGUUACACCUCUAUCACCAGUCCUUUCAGCACUUUCACCUUCUUCAUCCACAUCUUCUUCCACUGAUGAAGAUGAUCCUGCUUCACCUGUUUUAUCACUUCCGGUUUCUCAAGCAAAGCAACCUAUCAAGAACAUUACCCCAACUACUACUACACUCUCCAAUGUUUGUCACAUGCAACAGGCAAGCACAAGUCUUAGACGUCCCGAGUUUAUGCCACGCUCAAGACUCAAUGUUUACGGGAUGAGUAGUGGUGGUGGCGGUAGUGCAAACAGCUUUGCUUCCAAGGCCAUCAUUGAAGAGGACGAGGAAGAAGAAUAA